Saccostrea cuccullata (small rock oyster) is the source of this 1709-nucleotide messenger RNA. Its product is annotated as putative ankyrin repeat protein RF_0381. Gene Ontology annotation, molecular function: protein binding. Lineage: Eukaryota; Metazoa; Mollusca; Bivalvia; Ostreida; Ostreidae. The transcript has a single exon. The record is from RefSeq and is a predicted model, not a curated record. The coding region runs from base 1 to 1335 and encodes 444 amino acids.
AUGGGUGAAUAUCUGUUGAGCAAAUACCCGCAACUACUGGAUGUCUGUAGCACUGAUGGUUACAAUGUCCUCCACGCCGCUGCUCUAGGAGGCAAUGUAGAUCUCUUUAAGUAUUUAUCAAGUAAAGGAUUAAAUGUCUAUUGUAAAACAAAUAAUGGGGUGACUGUGUUUCACAUGUGUUGUGAUGAGGGUAGAGAGGAAAUGUUUAGGUAUCUUGUAAAUAGGUAUCCAGGUUUAACAUCUGUCAUAGAUAAUAAAGGAUGGACAGCGUUACAUUCAGCUUGUAAGGUAGGAAGUGUUGAAAUUGUUUCUUUUCUUAUAGAAAAAGGGAUAGAUUUCAAUGCCUUGUCAAAUAAAGGUAAAACACUCUUGCAUAGAGCUUGUCUCAAUGGGAAGUUUGAAGUUUGUGAGUAUUUAGUUGAGAAUUAUCCCCAUCUAUUAGACGUCAGGGACAAAUCUAGUAAUACAGUGUUGCAUGAUGCAGCCUGGGGAGGCAAUGUUCAUAUAGUAAAAUUAUUGAUUGAGAAAAAGAUGGACAUCAAUGCACUACAGGGAGGUGGUGAAUCAAUUUUACAUCAGUGCUGUCGUUCUGGUAAAAUAGAGAUGUAUGAGUAUUUGGUCAAUCAUUAUUCAGAGUUAUUGGAGAUAAGAGACAAUUUUGGAUUGACAGUGUUACAUUCAGCUUGCUGUGGAGGAAGUGUUGAAAUUGUUUCUUUUCUUUUAGAAAGAGGAAUGAACAUUAAUGCCUUGUCAAAUAAGGGUAAAAAUAUCUUACAUAUAGCCUGUAUCAAUGGGAAGUUUGAAGUUUGUGUUUACUUAGUUGAGAAUUACCCCCAUCUAUUAGACGUCAAAGACAAAUCUAGUAAUACAGUGUUGCAUGAUGCAGCCUGGGGAGGCAAUGUUCAAAUAGUAAAACUCUUGAUUGAGAAAAAUAUGGACAUUAAUGCCCAACAAAGAGAUGGAGAAACAAUUCUACAUCAAUGCUGUCGCUCGGGUGAGAUGAAGAUGUGUGAGUAUUUGGUCAAUAAUUUUCCAGAUUUAUUGGAGAUAAGGGACAAUACGGGGUGGACAGUGUUACAUUCAGCUUGUAACGGAGGAAGUGUUGAAAUGGUUUCUUUUUUGUUACAAAAUGGAUUGGACUCAAAUGCUUUGUCAAAUGAUGGUGAAAAUAUUUUGCAUAUUGCUUGUAUGAAUGGUAAACAUGAUGUUUGCAAAUAUUUAUCAACAAAUUACCCAAACUUGUUAGAUGUCAGAGACGGUCAUGGUCAAUCAGUGAUGGAUAUUGCUACUGAGUGUGGGGACAUAGAUAUGAUUCAUUUGUUGAGAGAAAAAUGAGAAAAGAAAUCUUUAUUUAAUUUUAUUCUUUACGAAAGAAAUGCUGUGAAACUUUCCUAAAGCACUUGAUGUACAAUGGUUAUUUUCACAAAGUUUGAAAAACAGUUUUCCCCCUUGUAGGUCACGGGUAUAAAACUUUAACAAUGGAAAUAAAUGUUUGGAGAUAUUCAUGAAUAAUAGUUUCCUUGACAUUAUUUGGGUAAAGUUUUGAAAACAUUCGCAUUGGUAUAUUGGUGUUUCUUUUCUUUUCUCUUUCUAUGCAUAUAUAAGAAAGAAGUCAUUUUAAAUAAGAUGAAGAUAGAGAGAUCAAUAUCAUACAUCCUCAAGAAAUUGAGAACAAGACCAGAAUACGGCCCCUUAAAAUCUCCAAAGAG